AUGCCCUGUGCAUCCGCUGUUAUGAUCUUCGCCGCCUUUUGGUUCAUCGCCGCGUCCUUCUCGGCACUUGUCGCUGUCCUCCCCUCUCUCCUCGUACCGACCGCUGUCCCUGCCUUCGGGUAUACCACUGCACCCUCCCUAGCCCUCGCGCGAGGCCUAUCCUUCCACUUAGGAAGCCGAACCAUGUCCCUCGACCCCUCAGCUUCCGCCUCGCCCAUGGUUCUUUACACUAUGUUGCGUCGUUUAGGGUCGACUGACAUCCACCAACUCGCCUCGCUUAUGCGACCAUCGACACCCUCGCUCUCCGCGGAGACCACAGACGCCCUCUUAAUGUUUACGAACGCCGCACUCUUCCUUCUAGCCUGGACUAUAGCCUACCUUCUUAGUAGACUCUGCGUGCAGGCCAUGAAGGAACCACUCCCCGACCACAUCCCACCGCUGAAGCCACCUCGGCGUACUCGCCGCCUACAAUGCCGCCUCCUCCGACGCUCCAUCCCUUGGGGGCGGCCGACCGGGAACGACCCAGGCUGGUGUUUUUUGACACUAGCCCCCAUACCCUUCCGACCGUACCUCACUGGUUUGGGACCUUACCCCUCACCGGCUAAAGUCUUGAACACCCUCCAUCAGCUAGGAGCCCCCCUACUCCCCGCACUCGUCACCCUCCACCGUGGCACAGCCCAUGUCGAGAACAGCCCCGGUCCCCAUACUGCCAUGCGACUACUACGGUCAAGACAGAUAGGUGCCAAACUUAAGAUUGGGCAACUCCACCACCCCGGUGACUGUGAACCAUUCGAAAUACCGAUACUGUUGUCUAGGAACAAGGACAAUCUCCACGCCCUAGUCGACACAGGAGCCACUGGGUAUGGAUUUAUCGAUGCCUCAUUUGCCCACUCCCGCGGCUACACCACCGAGCCGCUCCCCGCGCCUAGGCAGUUACAGGUAAUCGACGGCCGACCCAUCGCCUCUGGAGAUAUCACUCAUUUCUGCAAGCUCCGCCUCGAAGUAGGCACCCACGUAGAAGGGAUCUCCUUAUUCGUCACCCAACUAGGUGACUCUAAGGUAGUACUGGGUCUCCCCUGGCUCCAACACCACGCUGCCAAAAUUCAAUUUGCCGAUCGAUCCCUUUCCUUCCACGCCGACCGAUGCAGACAACAUACCGCUGCCUCAUGGACCUCCACCCUCACUUCCUCCCCGCUGACUGCCGCCGCCGCCACCCUGCCGCCACCACCAAUACCUCCGAGAUCUACCGCCGCCGCCACCUCGCCACCACCCCCGAUACCCCCAAGGACUACCGCUCAUCGCCGUACCAUCACCCUGUCGGCGGCCCGCUUCCGUAGGGAAGCACAACAGCCCGAAAACCACCUAUUCCUCCUGGCUGCCCGCCCCGCCGGUCCGAACCCAACGCCGUCUAACUCCACCGAAGAAUUGGUCCCUACCACCUACCACCAUUACCUCCACCUGUUUCAAGAGUCAGAGGCCCAAGCGCUCCCUAUCCAUCGGUAUAUUGACCAUGAGAUCCCUUUGCAAGAAGGCAAGCAACCGCCAUUUGGCCCAUUAUACGGCAUGUCGUCAGAAGAGUUGAAGACCCUUCGGGAAUACCUUGAUGACCAAUUGACUCGAGGUUACAUACGCUCUUCUUCCUCCCCUGCCGGAGCCCCGGUCCUAUUCAUCAAGAAAAAGGAUGGCUCCCUACGACUAUGUGUGGAUUAUCGCGCCCUCAAUGCCCUCACGGUCAAGAACCGCUACCCACUACCGCUGAUUAACGACACCCUGGAUAGGCUCAAGGACGCCAAGAUCUAUACUAAGCUGGAUCUCCGCAAUGGGUACAACCAGAUAAGGAUAAAGGAAGGGGAGGAAUGGAAAACCGCUUUCCGGACUCGGUAUGGAUUGUUCGAAUACUUGGUGAUGCCCUUUGGACUCACCAACGCACCCGCCACCUUCCAAGCCUUCAUGAACGACACCCUCCGAACCCACCUCGACGACUUCUGCACGGCGUACCUCGACGACAUCCUGAUCUACUCGAACACGGAGGAGGAACACCAGCGACAUGUCACUACCAUCCUGGACAAACUACAAUCGGCGGGGCUACACUGCAAGCCGGAGAAGUGUGAGUUCCACGUCGAUCGUACGGAAUACUUAGGGUAUAUCAUAUCGGGCGAAGGGGUUACCAUGGCUACCGAUAAAACCAAGGCGAUACAGGAAUGGAAAACACCUACCUCGGUACACGACAUACAAGUCUUUUUGGGAUUCGCCAAUUUCUAUCGGAGAUUCAUCCGCGAUUACUCCAAAGUGGUAUCCCCGAUGACGAACCUGCUAAAGAAGGAUACCCAGUUUGUAUGGACCACCGCCGCGGACCACGCCUUCACCCAACUAAAAGAAGCUUUUACCACGGCCCCAAUACUGAAGCACUUCGACCCCGAACGGGCCUGCAUAUUGGAAACCGAUGCCUCCGAUUUUGUCGCGGCCGCCGUGCUCUCCCAGAAAGACGACCAAGGAAUUCUACACCCAGUGGCCUUCUACUCCCAUAAGAUGACACCAGCCGAAUGCAAUUACGACAUCUAUGACAAGGAGCUGCUGGCGAUUGUUCGUGCGUUUGAGGAAUGGAGAAAGUACCUGGAACCGAGCAACCAGGAGAUUACGGUAUACUGCGACCACAAGAACCUGGAACACUUUAUGUCCACGAAGAUUCUUAACCGUCGCCAAGCUCGCUGGUCCCUAAUGCUGUCUUCCUUCAACUUUGUGGUUACCUACCGACCGGGGACGAAGAAUGGAAAACCUGAUGCCCUUACACGUCGAUCUGGAGAUCUCCCUAAGGAAGGGGAUGAAAGACUGACCCAACAGCAUCAGGUUAUACUUAAGCCAAAGAACCUCCGUCUAGCCGCCGUACUAGAGGUCCCCCGACCCGCCAAGGUAUCACCCGACCGCCACGAUGAACUGCAGACUGCGUUAGCCAACGACCCGCUGUCCAAACAAUUGAUGAAGGACAUCAUCGCCAGGAAGAAACACUCUCGCUUCCUCCCCAUCGGGGAAUGCACCAUUAAGGAUGGGUUACUAUACUAUCAGGGCCUACUAUAUAUCCCCGAUGACGCCGCUAUCAAGCUGGAGAUCCUCCGCACCAACCACGAUGCACCUUCGGCCGGACAUCCGGGACGCGCCCGCACGCUGGAACUCCUGUCACGGAACUACUACUGGCCCCAAAUGCGAAAGUAUGUCGCCCGCUACGUGGAUCACUGCGACACCUGUACCCGGAUCAAGCCGGCCCGACACGCCCCUUAUGGCCUCCUUAAACCCCUCGUUCCCCCAGUUAAACCCUGGUCCUCGUUGUCAAUGGACCAUGUUACCGGCCUACCAGAGUCCCAAGGAUCCAACGCCAUCCUCGUAGUGGUUGACCGACUCACCAAAAUGGCCCACUACAUCCCCACUAGAGAUACCGCGGACGCCCCCGAACUGGCCCGCCUAUUCCUACAACACGUCUGGAAAUCUCACGGGCUGCCAAAAGACAUAGUAUCGGACAGGGGUACGACCUUUACCUCGCAGUUUUGGAAGGCACUGUGCAAUCAGUUGGACAUCAAACCGCGAUUCAGUACCGCUUUCCACCCACAAACCGAUGGACAGACCGAAAGAGUAAAUGCAAUUAUGGAACAGUACUUAUGGGGAUACGUCAACUACCAACAGGACAACUGGGCAGAGUUUCUCCCGCUGGCAGAGUUCGCGCACAAUAACGCCACCACGGAGCCCUUAGGGGUUAGCCCCUUCUUCGCAAACUAUGGGUAUAACCCCCAAUUAGAGGUCCUACCCGCCGAAGAAAGACACGAAGCCACGCCGAAGGAAGUAGUAGAAUUUGCCGACUCGCUCACCACCCUACAGACCGCAUUGCGAUCCGAGAUCCUGUACGCCCAAGCCGCUGCUACUGAUAGCGCCAACAACACCCGGCUCCCAGAACCACGACUAGAAGUAGGGGACUUGGUAUGGUUGUCGCGAAAGCAUAUACGCACUGCUCGGCCAUCAGACAAAUUGGACCAUAAACGCUUAGGGAAAUUUAAAAUACUCGAACGCAUUGGAUCUCACGCCUACCGACUGGAACUCCCUUCCUCGAUGAAGUCCCAUCCGGUGUUCCACGUCUCCCUACUAGAACCCGCCCGAACGCAGCCUCUUCCUGGCCACAUACAACCACCCCCGCCACCGGUAGUCGUCGAAGGGGAAGAGGAGUUUGAAGUGCAGGAGGUGCUAGACUCGCGGAUACGUCAUCGGCAACUACAAUACCUGGUUAAAUGGACAGGCUAUGAACAACCCACCUGGGAACCCGCCCGGAACCUCGAUGCGGAGUUAGGAUCGCUGCAACGCUUUCACUCCCUCUACCCUACCAAACCCGCCUUAGUUCCCAAGAGGACCCAACGUGGGAAACGGUAA
This is a messenger RNA of Morchella sextelata, 4410 nucleotides long. RefSeq lists its product as uncharacterized. The transcript has a single exon. Lineage: Eukaryota; Fungi; Ascomycota; Pezizomycetes; Pezizales; Morchellaceae. Gene Ontology annotation, molecular function: nucleic acid binding. Gene Ontology annotation, biological process: DNA integration. The record is from RefSeq and is a predicted model, not a curated record. Bases 1 to 4410 code for a protein of 1469 amino acids.